AUGAAUCUUGAAAAUCUUGACACAUUAAACUCUUUUGGAACUGACGAUAAACAAGGAACUGAGAAUCGUGAAGAUUUAAAUAGUCGAGCUAGUGGAACAAAAACAAAUGGAGGUGAUAGUAGUGAUAAUGAAGCUAAAAGUAGUGUUAAUGAUAAAGGGAUUAAACGGAGUGCAGGUGGAGACAUUGCUCCAACAACAAGGCAUUAUAGAAGUGUGUCAAUGGAUAGUUUUAUGGGGAGGAUGAACUUUGCUGAAGAAUCACCUAAGCUUCCUCCUUCUCCUGGAGGGAAUAUUGGUCAAUUAUCCCCAAAUAAUUCAAUCGACUCAAAUUCAAAUACAAAUACGUUUAUUUUGGAGUUUGGAAAUGGUGAGUUUACAGGGGUUAAGCUCAAGAAAAUCAUGGCUAAUGAGAAACUUGCAGAGAUUGCUUUAUCUGAUCCCAAACGAGCCAAAAGGAUUUUGGCAAAUCGACAAUCUGCUGCAAGAUCAAAAGAGAGGAAAAUGUGUUACAUUACAGAAUUGGAGCACAAGUUUGGUUAUGCAAAAGUAGAUCGACGAGGUCUUAUUAUGCUGACAUUUCGGCCUGCUAUUGGUGAGCGCAAAUGUGAUUCAGAAAAAGAAACAGUGACAGAAGUUGGAUCAUUCAUAAGUUUAGGUCCAGGAGAUUCUUGUGAAUUCUUCCAUGAUCCAUUAAUACAAUCGAGUGCAGCUUUCAGUGUAUGUGUUGGCGACUCUGUUGCUGCUGAGGUUAGAAGAUCACUCAUCCGUAACAUUGAUUGGGUCAUUUCUCUUGGAAAUGCUUUUGCAAAGCAGUAUGAGCUUUAUACAAAUGAUGAUGAGCAUUCUGCACUACUUCACAGCUUUCUAAAUGCAGGCUUGUUUUGGUGCUGGAUUAAGUGGAGUUCUGGCUUGGUGUGUGCGAGUGGGAAUGAACCAACCCAAUGCCCCCGGAGUUCUGGCACCUUCCAUCUUUACUUCCUAUGUAUCCAGGGUCUUGUUCAAUGCUUUAGCUGUGUUUGCUCUAAGGGAGAUCAACUUAUCAAAUGUAACCUUCUCAACAACAACAUUCUACUUAAGAAGGUGAGUAAUCAAGAUUAA
Molecule: messenger RNA, 1098 nt
Organism: Lactuca saligna
Lineage: Eukaryota; Viridiplantae; Streptophyta; Magnoliopsida; Asterales; Asteraceae
Source: the annotation of a GenBank genome assembly